Molecule: messenger RNA, 2012 nt
Organism: Hevea brasiliensis (rubber tree)
Lineage: Eukaryota; Viridiplantae; Streptophyta; Magnoliopsida; Malpighiales; Euphorbiaceae
Product: probable nucleoredoxin 1
Exons: 4
Coding region: 131-1834 (567 amino acids)
Molecular function (GO): thioredoxin-disulfide reductase (NADPH) activity
Source: RefSeq, a predicted model, not a curated record
CUAUAAAAAAGAAAUUUACUUAGCAAUCCAGCGGAUAAACCAAAGAAUAAAAAUAUUAUAUUUCAUUGUCUUAUAGGAAAGAAGAAUCAACCCGCAUACCAAGUCUACCUAUUGUUCCUGCGAGAAAAAAAUGGCUAACGAGCUCGUUGGUGAUGUUUCUCAUGAUCUGUUUUCACUUCUCUCCGCAGAAGACAGAGACUUUCUGAUCCGUAACAACGGCGAUCAGGUUAAGAUCAGCAGCUUGGUUGGAAAGAUUGUGGGAUUAUAUUUCUCUGCCUCAUGGUGUGGACCAUGUCGACAUUUCACACCCAACUUGGUGGAAGUCUAUGAGAAGCUCUCAUCAAAAGGCGAUUUUGAAGUAGUUUUCAUUUCUUCUGAUAGGGAUGAUGAAUCUUUCAAUGGUUACUUCUCCAAAAUGCCUUGGCUUGCCGUUCCAUUUUCUGAUCAGGAAAUCCGAAAACGCCUUAAGGAGUUGUUUAAAGUGAGGGGGAUUCCUAGUCUUGUCAUUCUUGACACUGAUGGGAAGGUUUCUUGUGAUCAAGGGGUCAAGAUCGUCAGGGACUAUGGAGCUGAGGGGUAUCCAUUUACCCCUGAAAGACUUGACUAUUUUAGACAGGAAGAAGAGAAUGCUAAGAAGAAUCAGACCUUGAGCUCCAUCUUGGUUUCAAGCUCGCGCGAUUAUCUGAUUUCAAAGGAUGGAACGAAGGUUGCAGUGUCUGAGAUUGAAGGGAAAAUGGUAGGUUUGUACUUCUCAGUUGCUUCUCACCGGCGGUGCCUCGAAUUCACUCCCAAACUUGUGGAUGUAUAUAAAAAGCUCAAGGAGAAAGGAGAGAACUUUGAGGUGGUGCUGAUAUCUAUAGACUAUGAUGAGAAGGAAUUCAAGCAAAGUCUUGAAACAAUCCCUUGGUUAGCAAUACCAUUUGAGGACAAGUGCCGUGAGAAAUUAGCACGUUACUUUGAGCUCAGAGCCCUUCCUACUCUGGUCAUAAUUGGGCAAGAUGGAAAGACUUUGAACCCAAAUGUAGCUGAGCUUAUUGAAGAUCAUGGCAUUGAAGCCUACCCAUUUACACCAGAAAAGUUGGUUGAACUUGCUGAGAUUGAGAAGGCAAGACUUGAAGCACAGACACUAGAGUCUGUUUUGGUUCAUGGAGAUAAAGAUUUUGUGAUAGAAAAGAGCGGUUCCAAGGUUGCUGUAUCAGAACUAGUUGGAAAGAAUGUUCUCCUCUAUUUCUCAGCAAAAUGGUGCCCACCCUGUCGAGCCUUUUUACCCAAGCUAAUUGAAGCAUACCAUGAAAUCAAGGCGAAGGACAAUGCAUUUGAGGUAAUCUUCAUCUCAAGUGACCGCGAUCAAUCUUCGUUCGAUGAAUUCUAUUCAGAAAUGCCUUGGUUAGCUCUUCCAUUCGGUGAUGAAAGGAAAACAAUCCUGCAACGAAAAUUCAAAAUAAAAGGUAUUCCUGCAGCCAUAGCCAUCAGCCCCAAAGGGCAGACAAUAACUAAGGAAGCAAGAGAACACCUAGCAGCUUAUGGAGCAGAUGCAUAUCCAUUCACUGAGGAUCACCUGAAGCAACUAGAAGAAAAGCUGGAGGAAACAGCAAAGGCGUGGCCUGAGAAACUGAAACAUGAACUUCAUUCUCAGCACGAGCUUACUCGCACAAAACGCAGUGGAUAUGUGUGCAAUGGCUGUAGGGAGAUGGGAUACCUCUACUCUUUCUAUUGUAGGCAAUGCGACUUUGAUCUCCACCCCAAGUGUGCUUUAAAGAAAGAGGAAAAAGGCGAGGCUGAAAAGGGAAAGGAGGGAUGGACGUGCGAUGGAGAUGUGUGCCGAAAGGCCUGAGAAAUUAAGCAUAUAGAGAGUUGCUCUGGAUGCAUGCUGCUUGCCCUCAAUAAUUUCUCGUGUGUAUGUGAAACUUAUCCUUAAAACUGGUGUGUAUCUAUUAAACUUUCCAGUAUUUCUGUUCUGAAACUUUAUCCUAAUGUGAUUAAGAAAUAGAUUAUUAUUAUUAUUAUUAUUA